Messenger RNA from Argentina anserina (silverweed cinquefoil), 1929 nucleotides. RefSeq lists its product as uncharacterized. The record is from RefSeq and is a predicted model, not a curated record. NCBI's taxonomy places the organism in Eukaryota, Viridiplantae, Streptophyta, Magnoliopsida, Rosales, Rosaceae. The transcript is spliced from 3 exons. The coding region runs from base 5 to 1690 and encodes 561 amino acids.
CUGCAUGCAUUCUAUAAUGUCUUGGUUCUUAACCAUAUUAUUCCUUCUCAUUAGUCUAGCAGUUACCACUCCCUCAGAGGCUAACCAUGAGGAGAAGCUUCAAUCUGCUGUUGUUGCAGGCAAAGUCUACUGUGAUACAUGCUUCCAAGACGGGUUCGUGAAAACAAGCCACUUCAUUUCUGGGGCAUCUGUUGGUGUGGAUUGCAAAGAUGGCAGUUCAUCAAAACCUAGCUUUCAAGCACAAGUGAAAACGGAUAACCAAGGAGUGUUCAAAGUCCACUUGCCUUUCUCAGUGAGCAAACAUGUGAAGGAAAUUGAAGGGUGUUCUGUUAAGCUAAUCAGUAGCAGUGAACCGCAUUGUGCUGUGGCCUCAACAGCAGCCUCAUCUUCGCUUCCCCUCAAGUCCACGAAGCUUGGAACACACAUCUUCACGGCUGGAUUAUUUUCCUUCAAGCCCCUAAAGCAAGGCGACCUAUGUGACCGAAAGCUAAAAACCAACAAGCUGUCAUUUUCCUCACGGGUUCAAGAACAAAAGUUGCUCGGACUACCAGGUCUGCCGGGACUCCCUGGUCUUCCAGGACUCCCAGGUCUUCCAGGACUUCCAGGAAUCGGUGCACACCCAGAGAAAAUGGAAACCAAAGCUACUACUUCUAAGGUGGAGAGGCAUCUCAUUGCCCUAGUCCCAGGACUUCCAAGCCACCAGGUUCAAGAAGAAAAGUUACUCGGACUACCAGGUCUGCCGGGACUCCCUGGUCUUCCAGGACUCCCAGGGCUUCCAGGACUUCCAGGAAUUGGUGCACACCCAGAGAAAAUGGAAACCAAAACUACUACUUCUAAGGUGGAGAGGCACCUCAUUGCCCUAGUCCCAGGACUUCCAAGCCACCAGGUUCAAGAAGAAAAGUUACUCGGACUACCAGGUCUGCCGGGACUCCCUGGUCUUCCAGGACUCCCAGGGCUUCCAGGACUUCCAGGAAUUGGUGCACACCCAGAGAAAAUGGAAAACAAAGGAAUUCCAAGCCACCAGGUUCAAGAACAAAAGUUGCUCGGACUACCAGGUCUACCGGGACUCCCUGGUCUUCCAGGACUCCCAGGACUUCCAGGAAUCGGUGCACACCCAGAGAAAAUGGAAACCAAAGCUACUACUUCUAAGGUGGAGAGGCAUCUCAUUGUCCUAGUCCCAGGACUUCCAGGCCACCUAGAGCAAGCUCCAGAGUCCAAUUCUGAAACCAAAACUUUCAAGGUAGGGAGACACCUGACUCAACUAGGACUCCCAGGUCUGCCAGGACUGGGAUUUCCAACUUUACCCCCUUUCCCAGGAAAAGUGACGAAGUCUAAUUCCAAUACCAAAACUACUACUACCUCUUCAGAAACAGAGAGACACCUGACUGAAGAAGAAAAAUUAACCAAUCCAGAGUUUUUCUUCCCACCAAACCCUCUAAAUCCACCAUCAAUUUUGCCUCCAAAUCCUCUUCUGCCGAGCCCACCUCCACUAAUCCCAAACCCAUUUCAGCCUCCACCAGCACCAUUGAUUCCAAGUUUGCCCCCAUUGCCUCAUAUGCCACCACUACCAGGUUUAACUCCACCAUCUCCACCACCACCCUCAUUCCCAACAAUCCCUCCAUUACCUCCAUUCCCAUUCCCACCUGUACCUCUCAUCCCUGGAAUUCCCCCUGCUUCUUCGUCUCCUUGAUCAGUUGCUAUGUAAAAUCAUGUAUAAGAUUAUUAAGAUAUAUAUAUUUUUCGAAUAAUUUAUCUCUUGGCUUUCACAUGUUGGCACCGAGUUUUCUAGGUGUGUAAAUCUUGUACUGUUGUGCAACCGUCGGAGGAUAUAUAUAGUAGGAUUUGUAAGGUUAUGAGUUGUAAGGACAAAGGAGCUUGUAAUGUAGUGGACACAAAAUAAUAUAACUUUCUGUGGCUCCCAUAUAUAUU